Molecule: messenger RNA, 1316 nt
Organism: Amborella trichopoda
Lineage: Eukaryota; Viridiplantae; Streptophyta; Magnoliopsida; Amborellales; Amborellaceae
Product: cyclin-dependent kinase B1-1
Biological process (GO): G1/S transition of mitotic cell cycle; signal transduction; regulation of G2/M transition of mitotic cell cycle
Cellular component (GO): cyclin-dependent protein kinase holoenzyme complex; cytoplasm; nucleus
Molecular function (GO): cyclin-dependent protein serine/threonine kinase activity; cyclin binding; ATP binding
Source: RefSeq, a predicted model, not a curated record
CACUCGGUCCAAAGUUGCAUAGAGCCGUUGAGGCGACAAAUGAUAAGAAUAGAAACGCUUUCAAAAUUUGAACACCAUUUCUAUAAAGUAGUGUGACACUGCAUCUGCCAUUAUUGUAGAGAGAAAGAGAAAGAGAAAGAGAAAGAGAGCAAUAUAUACAACUUAGAAUUACUAUUCCAUCCUCUGAAACUGGUAUUUCCAUCCUCUGAAACUGUUAUUCUAGAGAGAGAGAGAGAGAUAUCUAACAAUGGAGAAGUACGAGAAGUUGGAGAAAGUGGGAGAAGGGACAUAUGGGAAGGUGUACAAGGCACAAGACAAGGUAACAGGCCAACUCGUUGCCCUAAAGAAAACAAGACUCGAGAUGGACGAGGAAGGGGUUCCACCCACUGCACUCAGAGAAGUCUCUCUCUUGCAAAUGCUCUCUCAGAGCAUCUAUGUUGUAAGAUUGUUGUGUGUCGAGCACAUUGAAAAGAAUGGCAAGCCACUUCUUUACCUGGUGUUUGAGUAUUUAGACACAGAUCUGAAGAAGUUCAUUGACACAUAUCGGCGUGGGCCCAAGCCAAGGCCUCUUGAGCCUAGCACAAUUCAGAGCUACAUGUUCCAAUUAUGCAAAGGAGUUGCCCACUGUCACAGUCAUGGCGUGCUUCACAGAGACUUGAAACCACAAAACCUUCUGGUUGACAAAGAGAGAGGUAUACUGAAAAUUGCCGAUCUUGGCUUGGGAAGAGCAUUUACUGUGCCUCUAAAGAGCUAUACGCAUGAGAUUGUCACACUUUGGUACAGAGCUCCUGAAGUGUUGCUUGGAAUCACCCACUAUUCCACUGGGGUAGACAUGUGGUCUGUUGGCUGCAUAUUUGCUGAAAUGGUGAGAAGGCAAGCCCUUUUUCCUGGUGACUCAGAGUUGCAACAACUGCUUCAUAUUUUCAAGAUGUUAGGGACUCCCACAGAGGAGCAAUGGCCAGGAGUGACUUCCUUACGUGACUGGCAUGAAUAUCCAAAGUGGAGGCCAAAUAACUUGGCUGCUGCUGUUCACUCUUUGAACCCUGAAGGUGUCGACCUCUUGUCGAAAAUGCUUCAGUAUGAUCCUGCAAAUAGAAUAUCAGCCAAGGCAGCUCUGGAUCAUCCUUACUUUGAUACCCUCGAUAAAUCUCAAUAUUGAGGUGUUUAAUGUGAUAUUUCCCUUUGCCCUUUGUUUGUGCACAAAAGGAAAGCAAGUUAUAUUCCUUUCUUAUUUUUUAUUCGAAGACUUUUUUUGUGAUAGUUUUUUUUCAUGUUUAGAGUUAAAAGGGAUAAUCAAUGACCAUUUUCAUAUGAAA